Messenger RNA from Phycomyces blakesleeanus NRRL 1555(-), 1929 nucleotides. RefSeq lists its product as hypothetical. Gene Ontology annotation, biological process: 7-methylguanosine mRNA capping. The transcript has 11 exons. The coding region runs from base 1 to 1929 and encodes 642 amino acids. Gene Ontology annotation, molecular function: ATP binding; mRNA guanylyltransferase activity. Lineage: Eukaryota; Fungi; Mucoromycota; Mucoromycetes; Mucorales; Phycomycetaceae. The record is from RefSeq and is a predicted model, not a curated record.
AUGGCACAUCCUCUUUCUCCCAAUCCAUUGCAUUUGGAGACGUACGCCAAUGACACUUCUAUGCCAGAAAGCAUCGGAAAACGCGUCGAUCCAAUCUAUUCGAAAACGCUCCAAGCACGAGCUAAAGAACUUUUGAGAACACAGGACGACAGUUUUCCGGGAUCACAGCCUGUCUGCUUUGAAUCAAAGCAUCUUUCCGUACUCGAGAGAGAAGAUUAUUUUGUGUGCGAAAAAACAGACGGUGUUCGUUAUCUUCUUUUCUUUGUUCAUUCCCCAAAGGGGCCAGCUUCCUUUAUGUUUGACCGUCAUCAAACUUGGCAUUAUAUACCCAACCUAGUCUUUCCUGUCCGGAAUAGAGACAAAGAAUAUCUAAAGGAUACAUUAAUGGAUGGUGAACUAGUAGCUGAUAUUGAUGGAGACAAGAAAACCUGGCGAUUCUUGGUAUUUGAUUUGAUGGCCAUUAAUGCAGUUCCAGUCACCCAGCGAUCCUUUAAUACACGACUAGGCAUGCUGCGACAAGAGGUUCUGAUGCCUUUUGACGCCAGUCUACGAAACCUUGAAGAUUCAACAAAACCGCCGUUCACUUUGGAACUUAAGAAAAUGGAACGUGCUUACGGCCUUCAUCUCGUGUUUGGGCAAAUGUCCAAAUUAAAACAUAGUAGUGAUGGGGUUAUCUGGACACCUGUAAAGUGCCCAUACGUACCUGGUACCUGCGAAAAGCUGCUUAAAUGGAAACCACCUGAAUUGACUACGGUGGAUUUUAGGAUCUCCGCACGAUGGAGUAAAGAACACAAACCGAUGUAUGCACUCGAAGUAUUGUCUCACGGAGUCACAUACAAAUUUUAUGACCAUUUCCAACCAGAGCCAGCAUUGGCAGCAGGCUGGAAAAACAGUUUGCCUGAUGGCAGGAUUGGAGAAUUUAGAUUCGACUCCAAUUGGGAAGUUACGAUUGUCGAGCAAGGAUAUGCACCAAAAAUGAGAAAAGGUGGUUGGAGAUUUGUACGUUUUCGGGACGACAAAGAAACAGCCAAUGACGAAAAUGUAGUAAAGAAGAUUCUAUGUAGUAUUCAAGACGGAGUCACACAAAAACAGCUACUUGCACAUAUGGAUCGUGUUAGAGCAGCUUGGAAAGCGCGCGAAAAAGGCUUACCUAUUCCUACAUUCGAAUCGCCCAAAGAUGCUCUUCCACCCCACUCAGCACCCUUAGCUUCGGGAAAUAGUUCCAUAUUACCAUCGCCAUCAGGAUCUAACCCACCCGGUUUCUUCAGAGACGGCUUUAAGGAAGAUGACAUAACCCAAACUCGCCAAAAUUCGAUGGAUGAUGCGAUCCUGAGGCGUGCAUCCGAAGCAAGCUUUCCCACCACGGCAGAGACAGAACGCAGGCCGUCUGACUACUCCAUGACCUCUGCUCCAUCGCCUCAAAAACAGUCAGAUCUUUCUACAUGUGAUACACCUGAAAAUAAUAAACGGGAGGUGAGUUCUACAGAUAAUUCCACUGAUCGUAAACGGCACAAACCAUGGAAAGAAGAAGAUAUGUCUCCACAAAAGUCACCGCUCUGGGCAGAUACAAUCACCGGACCUGUCAAUGCAGCAGAAACCCCGAAUGAUACCGAAUCCCCGAAUGAAGCCGAUGCCCUGACCAGCAAUAACCUUGCUAAUACACCCGCCACCAUUCCAGCCACUACACUCGUCACAGCACCCGCCACUCAUAACUCAAACGCCACUCUCCCUUCUGUUCGGAAAGAUAAGAUAAACCACGCAAUUCGUCUUCCUCACAAAAAGGGGCAAACAAUCAUAGAGCGCCCCGGAGAUGUUCGGAGGCGAAAAGUUUCGACAACUCUUGCCCGAGAUCCUAAAGAACACGUUUAUGUUCAUCAUUCAGAUACCUUACUCGAAUCACCAACUAAGAAUAUCCGGUUGAUGAAGUAA